AUGAUGACGGCAGUCGAUGCGACAGAUCUGAUCAAAGCUGGCUCAGACUUGAGGAAAGUCGAGUCCGAUCAAAGCGCUGUUCGAGCGAACGAGUCGUGCGAGCGAGAUGCUAUAUCGGUGCCGAGAGGCUCCUCGUUUGUAGUUUGCCGUCGUGGAGGAUUGAAGGGAUGUAUCUUGCCAGUUCGAGAGGUCGGUGCCGAUGGUCGGAAUCGAGCAAUGACCUUGGCGGGCUCGGCGGUGGUCACACAGGAACGGGAAAUUCUGAAGAAUUCCAACAAUGACAUCGCUGUUGCUGCUGGUGGAUACCGUGUUGGGAAGCAAGCUCGGCUUUCUCUCCCGCAUUUACCUCGCUUGGAGCAGCACACCGGAAAAAAGAGGAGCUGUGUUGGCUGCGUUGGAUCGCCGAUGCAUCGUCACCAUUGUAACUUCAGUGAAAUCUAG
Pseudozyma hubeiensis SY62 is the source of this 441-nucleotide messenger RNA. RefSeq names its product spindle pole body component alp14. The transcript is spliced from 3 exons. The record is from RefSeq and is a predicted model, not a curated record. NCBI's taxonomy places the organism in Eukaryota, Fungi, Basidiomycota, Ustilaginomycetes, Ustilaginales, Ustilaginaceae. The coding region runs from base 1 to 441 and encodes 146 amino acids.